UUGAUUUCGAAAUUAAUCAAAUAAAUUUGUACCUCGUAAAAUAUGGGAGAUUGUAGGACUAUUUAUUGUGAUUUUUAAAGUGCUCUUAGCUAAUGUGAUACUAAAUAUGUUUUUUUAUUUUAUUUUUGUUAUUUUAGAGAACGCAAUGAAGGAUCCAAGGAUCAGCCGUGCAAUCGGGGUCUGCAAGAAACUGGUCAGCAGUUUCUCCUACAGCUGGAAAAAAAAGAGGGAGCUUCAACUGGUGCAGAAGCAGUUGAAUCUGCCUGAACACUCCCUGAAGACAGAAUGUCCAACCCGAUGGGGGUCCAGGCAGGCCAUGAUUGAGAGGGUCCUUGAGCAGCAGAAGGCCAUUGCUCAGGUCCUUUCCAAUGACAGGAAACUCAGACAUCUCACACUCUCUUGGCAGGACGUGGAUGUUCUAGAAGCUGUUAAUAAGUCGCUAAGCCCUCUGGUUGAGUUCACGGAUGCACUUUCAGGAGAGAGAUAUGUUAGUGUGUCUUUUGUUAAACCAACCCUUCACCUCUUCAACAAUUCGAUCUUAAAAGACCAGGAGGAUGACACACCACUUGCAAAAACAAUCAAACACAACAUACUGACAUAUCUUAAUGACAAAUACAGUGACCGAACAACCCAAGAGCUACUUGAUGUGGCCUCUGCCCUGGACCCAAGAUUCAAGCUAAAGUACGUUGACGAAGACGUCCGUGGAUCCAUUGUUGAUAGACUGAAAGUGGAGAUGAGGGAUGUGAUGAAUGCCAUGGAGAAAGCCCCGCAUGAAACGGCUGCUUUGCCUGCUGAUGCAGAGGAUGCUGGUGCAGGUAAGAAGAGGAAGAAGGACCUGGCCAGCUUCUUCAAGGUCACUGCAGAUAAGGUUGCAGGGCCUCCUCCACAACAGGACCAAGCCAUUGCUUCAGAGAUCCAGUCCUAUUUCCACACUGAGACACUAGAUCCUGAGGAGGACCCUCUGACAUGGUGGAGAGAUGCCAAAAGGAUGUACCCACGUCUUUCACAUUUGGCCAGGAAAUACUUGUGUAUUCCUGCCACAAGUUCCUCUUCAGAGCGAGUAUUUAGCACAAGCGGAAAUAUUGUUACCUGCUUGCGCUCAUCUCUGAAACCUGAUCAUGUUAACAGGCUGGUAUUUCUGGCAAAAAACCUUUAAGUAACCCCACAGAUGAGCUACACACAGGAGCACACACACAAGCACAUACACAGGAGCGCACACGCACAGAUAAUUGUUUCUAUGUCAUAAUUGAUUGUGUAAAUAUAUGUAUUUUAUUCAUGAAAUGUUUUAUCAAAAUGUUAUAUUCAGAAUGUUGUGUCAGUGCACUUAAACACAAAGAAAGUUAAUUUUGGAUACUUAUACGUGUUUCUGUGUGAUAUUUGA
Molecule: messenger RNA, 1381 nt
Organism: Gadus macrocephalus (Pacific cod)
Lineage: Eukaryota; Metazoa; Chordata; Actinopteri; Gadiformes; Gadidae
Product: E3 SUMO-protein ligase ZBED1-like
Exons: 2
Coding region: 107-1156 (349 amino acids)
Molecular function (GO): protein dimerization activity
Source: RefSeq, a predicted model, not a curated record